Molecule: messenger RNA, 1500 nt
Organism: Bactrocera latifrons
Lineage: Eukaryota; Metazoa; Arthropoda; Insecta; Diptera; Tephritidae
Product: L-lactate dehydrogenase
Exons: 3
Coding region: 215-1213 (332 amino acids)
Biological process (GO): carboxylic acid metabolic process
Cellular component (GO): cytoplasm
Molecular function (GO): L-lactate dehydrogenase (NAD+) activity
Source: RefSeq, a predicted model, not a curated record
CGUCAAGUAGUUGUAUCGCAACGAAAUCCAGUCAAAGUCAAACAGUUCGACGCUGUCGCCGUGAGCAGACGUUUUAACGCGCUUUCAGUUCCCGCCAAGUGUCUUUUCAGUGUUCAAAACCGCAACUUUGCUAGACUUGCAAAAGUUUCAUUGAGCAAAGAAAAAGAAAAUAAGUACGAAAACAAAACCAACAGCGUAAACACAAAAAUUUAGAAUGGCUGGCGUAUCGGAAAAUCUCAUGUCCAAAGUGGCCGAAGUUUUACCUUCCAGCGGACGUAAAGUCAGCAUUGUCGGCAUCGGCCAAGUCGGCAUGGCUUGCGCUUUCAGUAUUCUCGCACAAAAUGUGUCCAACGAAAUUUGCCUUGUCGAUGUGUGCAAGGAUAAGGUGCAAGGUGAAAUGAUGGACUUGCAACAUGGCUCGAAUUUCCUUAAGAAUCCCAAAAUCACCGCCAGCACCGAUUACGAAGCAACUGCUGGCUCACGUCUGUGCAUCGUCACCGCCGGCGUACGUCAAAAGGAGGGUGAAUCCCGUUUGUCGUUGGUGCAACGCAACACUGACAUUCUGAAGCACAUCAUUCCUAAGCUGGUGCAAUACUCACCCGACACCAUUUUGUUGAUGGUCUCCAAUCCAGUUGAUAUUAUGACUUAUGUCGCUUGGAAGCUAUCUGGUUUGCCAAAGAAUCGUGUCAUUGGCAGCGGUACCAAUUUGGACUCGUCACGUUUCCGUUUCUUGAUGUCACAACGUUUAGAUGUGGCGCCCACCUCUUGCCACGGCUGGAUUAUCGGUGAGCAUGGCGAUAGUUCAGUGCCCGUAUGGUCCGGUGUGAAUAUUGCCGGCGUACGUUUGCGUGAAUUGAAUCCCAACAUUGGCACCACCGAAGAUCCAGAAAACUGGGAGGAUGUACACAAGAAGGUCGUCGAUUCCGCCUACGAAGUGAUCAAGUUGAAGGGUUACACUUCAUGGGCUAUUGGCUUGAGCACCGCUUCGCUCGCCUCGGCAAUUUUGAACAACACCAGCAACAUUGUUGCCGUCUCAACCUGUGUACUGGGACAACACGGUAUUGACAAGAAUGUAUUUUUGUCGUUGCCCUGUGUGUUGAAUGCCAAUGGCAUCACCUCAAUCGUCAAGCAGAUUCUGACAACCACCGAAGUAGAACAAUUGCAGAAAUCCGCCAACAUUAUGGAUCAAGUACAGGCUGGCAUUAAGUUCUAAAGUGUCUGUAUUGAUCAAAAUGCGUAUGGACACUAGCUAGAAGCUAUAUGAGAUAAGGAGAUGUUAUAUGUAAAAUAAGUGUUUGUCUUGCAGAACUUACCAUAGUAUUUAUUGACUUAAUUUAAAUGUUUGAACAGAAAAUCUCCGCGCUUAACUUUAAUAGCCAAAAGCAAUUUGUGUUAAUUUAGGUCAUACUUACAUAUUUGUAUGUGAUUAAUUUAUGCGUUUAUUUUUACGUUUUUAUUUUAAAUGUUCCUAGUCUAAAAAUACAACAACUCAAAAAUAAA